UUUUAUUAACACAAAAACUGGAGACAGAGUCGACAGUCAUGCAAUAUUCAUUUUUCGACUAAAAAUUACCGGUAAAAUCUAAAUUUUAAAGGGUUUACACAACACGCUGAAAGCAGGGCAAAACCAAAAUGAUCGGAAGAAUACCAAUCUGUCGUAGACCCAUUCACUAUUUGGGAUUGCUGCGUCCUUCCCUGAGAUCCGCACAGAUCUCGCCCAUCGCGGAGCGUCGCCUUAAACAUGGAAUGGACGACUCCGGAGAGGAGUCAUCGGCCAAGGCCCACACUCGCCUGCGACAGGUGAAAAGUAUUAAAGUACGGCAGAGUUUUUGUAAGAAAGAAAACCCAGCCAGGGAUGGUGCAGCGACUAGCGGCCUGAUGACACAGUACGUGGGGCAUGCAAAGGAGGAAUCAAUGAGUGAAGCAAAGGAUGAAUUGACGAGUGGGGCAAAGAAUGAUUCUAUGUGUGAGGAAACAAAGGUGCCGUUGAGUGAUUCGAAGAAUGAACCCAUUAGUGAAACAAACGACUCACCCCAGAGUGAUGCCAAAGACGAACCCUUCACCACCGAGGUCCCCCAAGAGCGUAGGCAGGAGUCUCCCUUCGAGUGCAGGCCGGAGCUACCCAUGAAGGGGCAGCCGGCCACUCCCACACAGCCAUACCCAGCCGUAGUAAAUCCCAAGAAUCCCUAUCCCGUUGUGACAUGUCAACAGGAUCAGGAUGCUGUUCCAUCGAGCUCUGAAGCAUCCGAAGGUAAAGUGAAGAUAUCUGGCAAGAUCAUCUUUAAGGACAACUCUCAGUUAGAAACCAAAGCAUGUAAUAUUCUUUCAAACGAAGCACCGUCAACGAAAGGCGAGUCCAUGAAUGUUUGGGCACAGUCCUAUGCCUCUGAUGCCAUGGACCCCGCGAAGAAGGACUCCAAAGUAGACUCUGCCGCCAUGCAAGACAAAAAGCAAAUCAUUUUGGAAUUUGAAACACAAGCCUCAAAAACAGAAGGAAACAAUCCAAGCUCUGAGAAACCGAAUGAGAUUGUAGAAGGAAAGCAGCAGAAAACUGAGGAGUUAUAUCCAACUACCCCAAAAGGAUACGAGAUUGGUUGUGUGAUAGAUUUUAGUAACGGAAUCCAGAUCUCCAGAGAUUCGGCAGGAAAGGCAGAACAAGUCGUGGAAGCUGAAACUGAAAAUCUUGAGGAUACGAUCAAGACAUCCUCGACAGCAGAACACGAAGAAAAACCUGCGAAAGCCAUCCAAGAAGUGGAAGAAGUCAAAAACAGCAAAGACAUUGAUAUAAAAUCUCCAACCAAUAGCUUACCAAUAAAGAUCGUAAGGAAUGAGGAUGGUUCACCUGUUGACCCCCCGCCAAUUAUUACACGAAUACCAUCAUCGGAGCUUAAGUCGGAUAAGGAUGUGUCGCCAGAAGAGUCCUCGUCUUCGAAAUACAAAAGAAAUCUAGAGUUUAUACAGACCGAACCGGUGCUUACCAGCGAUGGGGAAAUGAAAUUGGUGGAACCCACAUCGGUGGACUUGAGUCUCGAGCCAUCAAUGAAGAAAGCCACAGAAAUGACACCGGAAGUUGAAGAAUUUCAAUCGAAGACAAACGAACUGCAAUCUGAGAUAAAAGAACUUCAAUCAGAGGCAACAGAACAGAAAUCGGAGGCAACUACAACUGAAUUAGAGUCAAAAGAACUACAAUCGGAGGUGAAAGAACUUCAAUCGGAGGCAACAGAACAGAAAUCGGAGGCAACUACAAAUGAAUCAAAAUCAAAAGAACUCCAAUCGGAGAUGAAAGAACUACAAUCAAAGGCAACAGAACAGAAAUCGGAGGCAACUACAAAAGAAUCAAAAUCAAAAGAACUACAAUCAAAGGCAACAGAACAGAAAUCGGAGGCAACUACAAAUGACUCAAGAUCAAAAGAACUACAAUCAAAGGCAACAGAACAGAAAUCGGAGGCAACUACAAAUGAAUCAAAAUCAAAAGAACUCCAAUCGGAGAUGAAAGAACUUCAAUCGGAGGCAACAGAACAGAAAUCGGAGGCAACUACAAAUGAAUCAAAAUCAAAAGAACUCCAAUCGGAGGUGAAAGAACUUCAAUCGGAGGCAACAGAACAGAAAUCGGAGGCAACUACAAAUGAAUCAAAAUCAAAAGAAUUUCAAUCGGAGAUGAAAGAACUACAAUCAAAGGCAACAGAACAGAAAUCAGAGUCUAAAGAAGCUGUUUCCGCUUCCAAGAUGGAUUCCCAGAAUACUCCCAAGUCCGCUGCAGAAAUAAUCUCCAUGCUGGAGCUUAAACAAAAAGCCAUGAAAUCCAUAUCCCAUGGCAGCACACUGGCUGAUCCGCCAAUCAAAUCCACAUCCCAGAUAGUGGCAACAUUUGGCUUGAGACCCGAGCCUGGUCAAGGAUUCAGAGCCAAAGGAACACUUAACAAUACCGAGCUGGACAGACAAGCUGAUGAAUACUUUGCGAAGAUCAACGAACACGAGACGUCACAACUGGAAAAGAAAAUGGAACCAGAGACCUCGAAAAUAGAGAGUAAAAUCGAAUCGGAAACCUCAAAAUUGGUGAACAUAAUGGAACCUGAAAGCUCCCAAUUGCCGAAAAUAAUAGAACCUGUUAACUCCCAGUUAGAGAAUAAAAUGGGUGCCAAAACCUUACUACCGGAAAGUAAAGUGGACCAAGUAGAGACCCCAGAGGAAUCCAACAGAAAAGCUGAAGAAUAUUUUGAAAAUAUUGCCGAACUAGAGAUCUCGCAACUGGAUAGACAAAUGGAAGAAUCAAAGUCCUCCACGUUUGAGGAACUAUCCGCCAUCUCAAAGACUGAUAAAAGCUCAGAAUUGGAGACAAAAGUAGAAGAUGUGCAGAACCCAAACGAACCCAAGGAGUACGCUACGUUCAAGGCCAUGGUGAAGCAGAGAAAAGCUGACGAAUACUUUGCCAAAAUAAACGAAGCAGAAAUCUCACAGCUUGACGGGAAAAUAGAGCCUGAAAGCACACAAUUGGACGGGAAAAUGGAAACCAAAUCACAAGAAAAAUCAAAGUCUUUCGAGGAUAUGUCCACAGAGGGGAACAAGGAGCAAACAGACAAUACCGACCAGAAGAAUACGUCAAAGGAAAUGAAUCCAGACGUUGACAUAGACGACAACAAAGUGGAGGACAAAAAGGAGUUGCCAUCGGAUAGACCUCUCUUUGUGCCCGCUGACGAUAAGGAUAGGCUACUAGAAAAAAGUGAACUGACAGGAGGAGAGCUCUACAAGCCCCAAUCGGAGGAUCCCAUGUCUGAUGAUUAUAAUUAUGAUUCAAAUCCCACCACUGACAAGAACGAAAAGAAGGAGAAACCAAGAAGUAAACCCAAGUUGGAGGAUGGAGAGCUAGAUGUCAAACUGUUGGUGCCGGACAAAACCACCAACACUGCCAGCGGGAUUCCUGAGACAACUGCAGCUCCAGCGAAACAGAACUUUGUUCAAUAUAUUUUUGGGAAGAUAUUUCGCAAAGAAAAGAAGACCCCACCAGCAGACAGAACAAUGUCCACCGAUUGCCAGAGGCGAGACCUGAACACAAGCUCUACUCUGCUGUACCCUGAGCAUGAUGACAUACUUGAUGAUCCGUACAGCCCAGAAGUGGGCAAGGUAAUCAAUCCAGACGAUAAGGAUUUCAUUUCGCCAGAUCUUGAAAGGCAGGGUCUGGGUGCCACAACAAUACACGAGGAACGCUAUGAUCAACCCCAGGCCAUGAAGAAGGAUAAUCCGGUGGGUGUUUGGUCAAUCAUCAAAUUAAAGGCUCCUUUGAAUACUCAGCCAUCAAAGAAGAUGAGCAUGGCCAUGCCCAUUUUGCGGUUUGCCAGCGAUGACAAAGGUUCCCUCAAGAUACGCAGCGCUUCCCCCCAAUGCAAAAACCGGGAAAAGACAGUCCAUGAAGAGCUAAUGGAAAAGAAGGAGAAUCAAGAAAAUAAAACCGAGAUCCUGGGCGACUCCGAGCAGUGUGCCGAAAAGAUGGAGAAACUAAAAAAAGAGCCCAAAGAUGAUGAUUGCAAACGCAGCUUCAGCAGCUACUUUGAAGGAUUCACCAAAAUGUUUUGGUCUUCUAGUAUUUCAGAUGCAGACCCGAGCAAAAAGGACAAAUAAAAGAGGAAAUGCUGUAGAGGUUUCCCAACCAAAUUGAAGCUUUUUGAUCAAUCAAAUUACAAUUAUUUCUUAUACAAAAUUAAAUUAUAUCCAAAUUAUGCUUACAAGUAAUUAAUGAAAAUAUAAACAUUUUUGGAUGGCCAUUUGAGACAUUUAUUAACAAAAUUGGUUUCCUCUUUUGACUUACAUUUCUAAUAAACUUCGAUGAAUCUGCAAUUAAUUUCCUUCUCCAAACACUGGCUAUCAAAUAUGUACAUAUCUACAAUUUAAACCAUUUGUGGCAGUAGAACCGCCUAUUGGGUUUGCUUAUACUACAAAACUGUUUUCCAAAAUUCUUGAAAAAUAGUAGGCUUUCCUUUUUGAUGCCCCAAUGCCAUACGUGCUUUGCCAUAAACAUGUCAGUUCACAUCGAAUGCUCGAUAGGCUCGUUUCUAAAUGUUUCGGUUUUUGUUUUAAAUUUUUUUUUUAGCAAUGUCUUAGGGUUUGCAGAUACAAAUGAAGCUCUGCAUUCCUUAUCACCUAAUUGCACGUACUUUUUGAUCAUUGAAAAUUCGUUGUAAAAUUAGAAACAAUUUCACGUUUUUAAGAUGCUGAAAAGAACGGCAUUAGCCUUGGGCAGAAGUAUGCAGGAAUGCCUUCGGGCAUGCAGAAUUGCGUUUCAGCCAACAACCACCGUCCGCAGCAGCUGUAGUCAUAACGAGGAUCACGGACACAACACUUCGGACAAGUGUCUUCUGAAAUCGGUACUCAAAAGACGGAGCACAGAUGUUACACUGGACACGGACGGCGCACGCUCGUGUGGCUGUAGGACCGACAACUUGUUUCUUAAGAAUUAUAUGGUCAUGGCUUAUGUGGCCGCUUGCAUGGGCGCCGAGAAAGUACAGUUUGGACGGCAUCCUGUCUACCAUGAACCGAUCAAAAGCGAUCAAUUUCCUUUCAGUUCCGGUCCAUUCUGCCACCAUUCACCUUUUCAAGCCAUCGGUAGAAGUGUCCAUACCCUGAGAUCGGUGCCAGUUUCAUUGAAAAUUCAUUCAGAACCAUCAAAAAUCAUUAUUCCCAAGAAAAAGGAGGAUAAUUCAGUCAUAGUGAUCAGGGAGGUGAAGCCAUUUAAGAACUAUAGUUUCCCAGCUCUGGACAAGGAUUUCAUUUACUAUCGGGAUCUGCAGAAGGUCAACAAGAUCCAGAAGGAUGCCAAAACAAGUAAGAAAGAGCCCGAUGAUAAGGGGGACCUUGAAACAAUUUGGAUAAAUGCACAAUUCAAACGCCAAAAAGUGACCAUGGUAAAAUCUGGCAGCGAAGCCAAAAAGGGAGAGCAGAAAAUCGGCAAAGAAUGUAAUAAAAAUGAUAAAAAGGAGAAAAAGAAGGAAUCCAUUGAAGACAUCUGUAAGAUAAGAAACGAUUGCUCGAAAUUGGCGAAGAAAAU
This is a messenger RNA of Drosophila guanche, 5535 nucleotides long. RefSeq names its product neurofilament heavy polypeptide. NCBI's taxonomy places the organism in Eukaryota, Metazoa, Arthropoda, Insecta, Diptera, Drosophilidae. The coding region runs from base 129 to 4112 and encodes 1327 amino acids. The record is from RefSeq and is a predicted model, not a curated record. The transcript has 5 exons.